Symbiodinium sp. CCMP2456 is the source of this 939-nucleotide messenger RNA. NCBI's taxonomy places the organism in Eukaryota, Dinophyceae, Suessiales, Symbiodiniaceae. The record is from the annotation of a GenBank genome assembly.
AUGUCGAAGCCCUACAGCACCUUCCAAGGCGCCUACGCAAGGCAGAGCCCGUCCGCCGGCAUCUCUCCUCGGAUGGACCCUGAGAGCAGCUUCGGCUUCGGGAAGCGCAAGCGCUUGAAUGUGGUCUCGAUUCUGGUCAACGUUCUCACACCGUGGCUGGUUUUCUGCGGUGUCUUCGCCUCGAUGUCCUUCUCGACCCACCACGAAAGCCCCGUCCUGGCCUGGUUGGCGGUGCUUGCGGGCCUCGCUUUUGCCGGAGGUGCAGGUGUCAUGGCGCGCAGGACCAAGAUGCAGGACCAGGAUCCUACUUGGUACACCUUUGCAGCCCUGGCUCUAGGCCUUGCCACCGUCUCUGCGGCUGUCCUGGGAGACAUGAACUACUGGUACAACAUGCAGCCGUACUAUGACAUCGAGAACAUCAACACCUACCCCUCCGUGAACCCUGCGCGGGAGAAAGGGCAGCAGCUUAUGGAUGCCGGUCGCGUUUACUUCGAGGACGGCACUGGGUUGGACACUUCCAAGGCCAUGGCAUUCCGGAACCUCGACAGGUACUGCGUUGCACCCAUCGUCUUUGGACAGGAGCCUCUCGCUUCUUACGACUUCUGGGCUGUGGGGGUGAACUGCUGCAGCGGCACGACUGCCGAUUUCCGCUGUGGUGAGUUUGACAAUCCCAAAGCUCGUUCCGGAUUGCGCCUGAUGCGCGAAGACCAGCGGCCCUUUUUCCGCCUCGCGGUGCAGCAAGCGGAGGCGGCCUACAAUAUCAAAGCUAACCACCCGCUCUUCUUCUACUGGAUGCAGGAUCCCGUUGCGGAGGUCCUGAAAUACCGCAGCGACGGUUUCAAGUAUGCACUUAUCGCCAUCUCCACUUUCUUUGCCUUCAACAUUCUGUGUGUCGCGGGGUCGGUGUUUGCUUUCUCCAAGCUCAGCCACGAGUUCUGA